AUGGAAGCUGAAGGUUAUAAAAAAUUCAACGUUGAUCAACCACCACCUCCUCCAUCAACAAAACAAGAACUUGAAAGCAGCACAUAUAAUAAUAUUCUGGAAACUGAUCAUUCUCUCAUAGCAAACAACCACAACCCUAUUACAUCAUCAUCAUCAUCGUCAUCCCAAAACCCUAUUACAUCAUCAUCAUCACCAUCAUCAUCAUCCCAAAACCCUUUCUUAGUUCAGAGUGAUGCAACCACUAACAAUAUUACAAAUAACAUGGAUAACAAUAGUUCAAACACAUGUGUUUCUAAUGACUCUGAUGGGAGUAGAACUAUACCUUCUCCAACUUUUGAGCUACCAAAUCAUGAACACAAUCACACUUCUAUAACAAAUAAUGAAAAUUCAAAUUUAGGGUUGGCCUCCCAUUUAUCUAGAGAAUCAAGUGAUGUAGGUUCUAUAUCAGGAGGACACCAUUCAGCAUCUAUUUCAUCUAGCCAAACCCUAGAAAAUGGCAUGAACAAAGGACCAGAGAUACAAAACCCUCAAGUACAAGUGAUGGAGCGUCCGAAUGAAACCAACGCCACGUCCCCGUAUGUUUUUCCAUCUCAUGUGUUUGCUAGAAACAGUACGAAUGUGCCGAUAGAAUGGAGCACUGCAUCUAAUGAAUCUUUGUUCAGUAUUUACAUGGGUAAUAUGAGUUUCUCUAGUGAAUUGGCCUGCUUUAAAUCUUGUGAACUGGAUAAGCCAGGUGAUGCAAUCACGUGUGAUCAACAACCUAAUGCUUCUUCAGCAUCUGAUCAACAACCUAAUGCUUCUUCAGCAAGUAAUCAACCUCCAACGCCAGUGAACAAAUUCAAUGAUAUAAGCCAAAGAACUGCUGAAUUGCAUGAAGAAGGUUUGAAGGUAACAGAAGCAAAAGCUGCUGAGACGAUGAGAGAAGUCAUAAUGGAAAAUUGUCGAACCAUGGAGAAUAAGCAAGAUAAAAAAUCUAGUUCUAAACAUCAUUUAGAUGGCAGCGCCAAAUCCUAUGCAUUUCAAACAUCAAAAGAGAGAGAUAAGAGUGUUUCAUCCAAGGGUGCUGGAGAAAAGCAAAAGAAGUCAGAGCAAAAUGAAAAAACAAAAGAAGAUUUACAGAUGAAUGACAAAGAUUUGUUAUGGUAUUCUAUGGUGAAAUACAAAGUAGCAUGUUGUCCUACAAAUCUAUGA
This is a messenger RNA of Lathyrus oleraceus (garden pea), 1191 nucleotides long. RefSeq lists its product as uncharacterized. The record is from RefSeq and is a predicted model, not a curated record. Lineage: Eukaryota; Viridiplantae; Streptophyta; Magnoliopsida; Fabales; Fabaceae. Bases 1 to 1191 code for a protein of 396 amino acids. The transcript is spliced from 3 exons.